GCCUAGCCGUAACCCCAAAACUUUGCCGCUCGAGGCCAAUAAUCCAGCGGCCAAGAGGCGCCUGUUGAACCUUUAGCGCCUUUCUAACUGCCCUCCAACUUUUCACCCGCAGCACUGCUCGCCGCCAGAACAGAUAUCAAAACCCAUUCAGCCAUCGUUUCUUCACCACAACACUCUCAAAACUCCUAUCGAGCGAUCAAAAUUGUCGCACCGAUCCAGCGAUCACAAUGGCGGGCGGGGACCACGGCUCCGAGGCAGUCGGCACACCUGAGCCUGUGAUCAAGGGCUUCGCCACGCUCACGCAACUUCAGAUCGGUGUGAAAGUCGUUGCGGAAAAGUGUCAACAGAAUGGCGAGCCGAGAAAAGCCGAGAUCCUCUCGAUCAAGCAGAGAAAUGGAUUGUUAACAUUCUACGUUCACUAUGUUGAAUUCAACAAGCGUCUUGACGAAUGGAUAGCAGCAGACCGUAUCGACCUCUCACAAGAGGUGGAAUGGCCUGCACCCGAAAAGCCCGAGAAGAAGAAAACCACCGUCACGACAAAAGCGCCGUCGACGAAAGCCGCCCAGGCAAAAUCCAUCACAACAACGAAAACUACCGGUCGACCGCGGACAGACUCCAGACCCGGAUCCGCGACACCAGACCUUCUCACAUCCAAAGCCGGAAACGACCGCAAACGUCCUGUCCCGUCCAAGGCCGGCGGCAAAGAGAACCGCGAGGAGGAAGAUGGCGAUCCGUCUUUCGCACAGGCAGGCACACCGCUGGCCACUCUCAGCCAUGAAGACAGCAACGAGAUCCCCGCUGGCGGGGAUGUCGAGAUGACGGACGUUACGAAGACGGAAGAAAAAGUUGCGCCCAUCAUGGAGCCCGAAGAGGAAAUCGAGAAGCUUCGCACCGGAGGCUCGAUGGUGCAGAAUCACGCUCAACUCCAUCUUGUCCGAAAUCUGGAGAAGAUCCAGAUGGGCAAGCACAUCAUCGAGCCGUGGUACUUUUCGCCGUACCCACAAGAAUUCUCGGAUGUGGACAUGGUGUACGUCGACGAGUUCUGCCUGUCGUAUUUCUCUUCGAAAAAGGCCUUCGAGCGACAUAGGUCGAAAUGCGAGUUGCGUCACCCGCCUGGCAACGAGAUCUACCGUGACGACUUUGUGAGCUUCUUCGAAGUCGAUGGUCGACGGCAGCGCACGUGGUGUCGCAACUUGUGUCUGUUAUCGAAACUGUUUCUCGACCACAAGACGCUGUAUUAUGAUGUCGACCCCUUCUUGUUCUACUGCAUGGUUACGCGAGACGAGCAUGGGUGUCAUCUCAUCGGAUAUUUCAGCAAGGAAAAAGAAUCGGCCGAAGGGUACAAUGUGGCGUGUAUCCUGACGCUGCCGCAGUAUCAGCGACAGGGUCUGGGAAGACUGCUUAUCGCCUUCUCGUACGAGCUGAGCAAGCGUGAAGGCAAGCUCGGAUCGCCGGAGAAACCUCUUUCAGAUCUCGGGUUGCUGGGAUACAGGCAGUAUUGGAAAGAAAUCCUAGUGGAACUGCUUUCGGAUCCUGCAAGGUUGCCGCCACCAGGAUCAGCGAGCCAUACACCGUCGUCUGAGCAUCUGCAUCCACACUCGAGUUUAGGCUUCCCGACGCCUUCGUCGCAGUAUUCCUCAAGUAUUGCGGAGAUUGCGAGUCUGACGGCUAUGACGGAAAAGGAUGUCCAUGAACAACUUGAGGUCCUGAAAUUGCUGCGCUACCACAAAGGUGCGUGGAUCAUCGUCGUUCGAGAUGAGUUACUCGAAUGGCAGGAGAAGCGUCGAGAGAAGGAGAAACUCAGAGGGGCCACCAGGAGGAUUAAUCCGAGCAAGUUGCAAUGGAAGCCGCCCGUCUUCACAGCUAGCAGCCGGACGUGGAAUUGGUAGGCCUUCUCAGCUCAACGGGAGAGAUGACUUGGAGAUAGUGUCCUUUCAGCGAGGCGUUGGCGGUAUUUUGAGGAUUGCUUCAACAUCUUUUGCGAGCUUCC
Messenger RNA from Exophiala viscosa, 1990 nucleotides. RefSeq names its product histone acetyltransferase htatip. NCBI's taxonomy places the organism in Eukaryota, Fungi, Ascomycota, Eurotiomycetes, Chaetothyriales, Herpotrichiellaceae. Bases 228 to 1889 code for a protein of 553 amino acids. The transcript has 5 exons. The record is from RefSeq and is a predicted model, not a curated record. Gene Ontology annotation, cellular component: MSL complex; chromatin. Gene Ontology annotation, molecular function: histone H4K16 acetyltransferase activity; transcription coregulator activity. Gene Ontology annotation, biological process: positive regulation of transcription by RNA polymerase II; negative regulation of DNA-templated transcription.